Molecule: messenger RNA, 6696 nt
Organism: Gopherus evgoodei (Goodes thornscrub tortoise)
Lineage: Eukaryota; Metazoa; Chordata; Testudines; Testudinidae
Gene: SLC5A3
Product: solute carrier family 5 member 3
Exons: 2
Coding region: 1142-3283 (713 amino acids)
Biological process (GO): myo-inositol transport; transmembrane transport; inositol metabolic process
Cellular component (GO): plasma membrane
Molecular function (GO): D-glucose:sodium symporter activity
Source: RefSeq, a predicted model, not a curated record
UGCGGUAGGUCUAGGUUCCCAUGUUUAUAUGUAACUUAUAAAAGCUUUUUGUUCUUAAGCAAAUAUCUCUUGUUUUAAUGAACAAAUGGGGGCCCGAACCUGUUUCCUCAGAUGUGAGGUGUUUGGGGAACAUGGAGAGUGGUGAAGAUGCAGCAUCUAAUCCUGGGGACUCAUGGGGAAGGAAAGUGGAGGCAGUUACAUAACAGGAUUGCUCUUCUGUACUUCUUGGCUCUUGCCUGUAGCACAGAUCCAGCAGGAGCUGCACUACUGCUGUCUUAGUUCUUCAUAGUUGUCUUGUGCCAGCCAUGGUUGCAUACCAUAAAAUAUCUGUGGGGUCAGCAGAGAGCUGGGUUUGGAAAGAGUGGCAAGUCCCUGGCUGUGGCCCCCUCUUUUUCCCCAAACCUGCUAAAGCCUGACACUUAUGGUAUAUUUACGGGGUGUUCCAAUUUCUCCAUAGCUUACACCUGUCAGGCCUAUUAUCCUCUGAGUAUGCUUGUUGAACUCCUAAUGUUAAUUGGGCACACAUCACUAUAGCAGACCAUUCAGGUUACAUGCUGCUACGGUAAAAUAUAAUUGAAAUUUGGGGGUUUGAAAUGUAGUUAUGUUCUGAAAAGUGACUAUUAAAGCACUUUUACUCAACAGUUCUGAUUCCUAUACUUAUGACACCAUAUCUUAUUUUUACUCCUGCAUUGCAGAGCCAACACAGUUAUGAGAGAGUGAGCAGAUUCUAUUCUAGUUUGUGCAUCAACAGAGCUGAUAACGAGCUAGGGGAAAAAACACAACUUGAUUCUUUUAGGACUACGCUGAUAUUUGCAGACCUGAUGGGGUUGGUACAGUAGGCCUCACUAGACUUAGCUGCAGCUAAGAAUUUCUCCUACAUCAACAGAGUUAAUGCUGAUGCUCUUGUGGAAAAGCGAUUAAAAGUGCGUGCUAAGUGCUCAAAUUUCCAUUUAAGAAGCGGAGAAAAUAAAUCUGUCUUCUCAAAGUGUACUACAACCACCACCAUCAAGACAGCAAACCAAGGGACAAAGAAUUUGAUCUGCAGUAUUGAUAAAUGUAAACUGGUUCACAUAUUACUCUAAAGACUUCUUAGGGGGUGAAAAUUGGACAUCGGCAGUCGCAAGUCAUUUUGUUUAUAAAAAUGAGGGCUUCUUUGGAAACAGCAGACAUUGCCAUUGUGACACUGUACUUUGUACUUGUACUGUGCAUAGGCUUUUUUGCCAUGUGGAAAUACAAUCGAAGCACCGUAAGUGGCUACUUCUUGGCAGGCCGUUCUAUGACAUGGGUAGCUAUUGGUGCAUCCUUAUUUGUGAGCAAUAUUGGGAGCGAACAUUUCAUUGGGCUCGCAGGAUCUGGAGCAGCAAGUGGAUUUGCAGUAGGUGCAUGGGAGUUCAACGCCUUAAUGCUUUUACAGCUUUUAGGAUGGGUCUUCAUCCCAGUCUACAUACGGUCAGCAGUAUAUACCAUGCCUGAAUACUUGUCCAAACGUUUUGGAGGACAUAGAAUUCAAAUAUAUUUUGCAGCAUUGUCUUUGAUUCUUUAUAUCUUCACCAAACUUUCUGUUGACUUGUAUUCAGGUGCACUCUUUAUUCAAGAAUCUCUAGGUUGGAACCUUUAUUUGUCAGUUAUCUUGCUUAUUGGAAUGACUGCUUUGUUGACUGUGACUGGAGGUCUUGUGGCUGUCAUCUACACGGACACUCUUCAAGCUCUGCUUAUGAUUAUUGGUGCCCUCACACUCAUGAUCAUAAGUAUGAUGGAGGUUGGUGGGUUUGAAGAAGUUAAAAGAAGGUAUAUGUUGGCAACACCAAAUAUUACGUCAAUCUUGUUGACCUACAAUCUUUCCAAUACCAACUCUUGUCAUGUCCACCCAAAGCCUGAUGCUCUUAAAAUGUUGCGUGAGCCAACUGAUGAAGAUGUUCCCUGGCCUGGAUUUCUGUUUGGGCAGACCCCAGCUUCUGUAUGGUAUUGGUGUGCAGACCAAGUCAUAGUUCAGAGAGUUUUAGCUGCAAAAAAUAUUGCUCAUGCCAAAGGAUCCACGCUAAUGGCAGGUUUUUUAAAGCUGUUGCCUAUGUUUAUUAUAGUUAUCCCAGGGAUGAUUUCACGUAUACUGUUUGCAGAUGACAUUGCCUGUAUCAAUCCCGAACACUGCAUGCAAGUCUGUGGAAGCAGAGCUGGAUGCUCUAACAUUGCCUAUCCACGUUUGGUGAUGAAACUUGUACCAGUUGGUCUGCGGGGACUCAUGAUGGCUGUAAUGAUUGCUGCACUAAUGAGUGACUUGGACUCUAUAUUUAACAGUGCCAGCACUAUAUUUACACUUGAUGUCUACAAACUCAUACGUAAGAGUGCCCCAUCUAGAGAACUAAUGAUUGUAGGAAGAGUGUUCGUUGCUUUCAUGGUAAUUAUAAGCAUUGCUUGGGUUCCAAUAAUUGUGGAAAUGCAAGGAGGCCAGAUGUAUCUCUAUAUACAAGAGGUAGCAGAUUAUUUGACUCCACCAGUGGCUGCUGUGUUUCUGUUGGGUAUAUUCUGGAAGCGUUGCAAUGAACAAGGGGCAUUCUAUGGUGGAAUGGUUGGGUUUGUUCUUGGAUCUACAAGGCUGAUAUUGGCAUUUAUUUAUCGUGCCCCCGAGUGUAACCAGCCUGAUACUAGGCCAGACUUCAUCAAAAAUAUCCACUAUAUGUAUAUUGCUACUGCUCUGUUUUGGAUCACUGGAAUUGUGACUAUUACAGUAAGCCUCUUUACACCACCACCAACAAAGGAACAGAUUCGAACAACCACUUUCUGGUCUCUAAAAAUCAGGUCUGUAAAAGAGAAUGCUUCAAAAGGGGAUCCAUAUAAGGUACAAGAAAAAAACAUCUUGAAAUGUAAUGAAAAUGCCAAUCAUAUCCUGCCAAAUGGCAAAUCUGAAGAAAAUAUUAAAAAUAUUAAGCCUGAGGAUAUAAAUCUUCUAGUUACUUGCAGAGAAGACAGCAACCCAGUGAUUUCUGUAAGUCACUCUGAAGUUGAGACACCAGUUGAUUGUUAUUCCAAUGGACAGGUCUCUCUCAUGGGUGAGAAAAAGCGUGAGGAAGAGACUGAUAAUAGAGAGAAACACUGGAAAUUCAUAGAUUGGUUCUGUGGCUUUAGAGGUAGAAACAUGAAUGAAAGAGCCAUCCAAGAUACAGAAGAAGAGACUCUCUGUUUACAAAUGUUGGAAGAGACUCCAAAAGUUAAACUAUUACUAAAUAUUGGACUGUUCUGUGUCUGUUCACUUGGAAUAUUCAUGUUUGUCUAUUUCUCUUUGUGAAUGGUGAAGCUUUAAGGGUAUGGCUAAACAUACAGAAGCUGAUACAAGUCUCUCUCUCUGGAGAAUAUUUAAAAAAUAUACCCAACUUGCAUCUCAGGCAUUGUUUACGCUAUAUUGUAAACUCAACCUGUCAGCUAAUUUAAAGAUCAUUUGAGAUGUGUAUUAUAUUAUCUCUGUUUAAAUAAGGAAGAAUGUGGUUUUUAGUGCGGUGCUGCAAGGGGUGUGUGUGUACACAGACAGACACACAGAGAGAGAGAGAGGGGAGGUGGCUGUUUUUAAGGAAGAACAUUAAGGGUGCUCAGUCCCAUACUGAAAUGGAAAAAAAAAUUAAGUGUAGAAUUGGCAUUAUCAAGGCUGUCAAUCUAAACUUAAAGAUACCCAUAUACAGUUUAUCCUCUGUAUCAUACUCAUACUAACUUGACCAACAUGUUGCUGCUUAAUUUUGCUUGCAGCUUUUCACUUUUUUAAAACUUUGUAUAAAAAAAGUGUGGUGCUUAAAUUCCACACUUCAUUUAUACUUAACAAAAAGACAGCAUUUUGAAUGCAGUUAACUCCUCAUGUAUUAUUUUGGAACAUGCUGUCACUCUGCAGCCGCCUUCUACUCUUCUCCAUAAGAUUAGAAACCAAACCUACUUAAUCACAGAUUUUAACUACUUUUUUUCUAUCCAAUUUAAACACUGGUAUGGUGGAAGAUUGAUAUUUUAUUUUUGAGGGAUAGGUGCAAGCAAGCCUGAGAUGUUACUCUGUUUAACUUUGCAAACUUUAGUUUAUGAUCCUACUGGGGAGGGGGAGGAAAGGGAUGGAUACUCUUCCUGAAUUUUCUAGUCAAUGUGGACCAAAACAAAUUCGCUCCCACCCUAUUCCAAAUUUCUCUUAAUGUUUUUGCUGUGUACAUGAGUAGGGUUAGCUUCUCCUUAAGGAGCAAGCUCCAGAUGGAUGCUAUCGCUUGGAAAAGAGAUCUGCCCAAGAAUUAGCAAAGUGAAACUUGAAUAUGCUUCAACUGGAUUUAAGAAAAAAUUUAAAAUACCCCUGAAGGAAACAUCUAGCAACUCUAUCGCCAAGCUGGAUGCAAUGCAGUCUGUUAAAUGUUAACAAACAUGUACUAGGGCUAUUUGUUUUAAAUUGCUAUUUUGGAAGAGGGAAAUGGAAGCAACAAAUAAGAGUCUCUAUUUAGCACAGAACUCUUUCUUUCUAACUUCAUCUGUUAGGAAAAGAAUAGUAUGAAGGAUUCCACAUGGGGAAGUAAGUGAAUGUAGUGGGCAACUUAAUUAUCUUCAGCUGGGCUUUUUUUUAUACAUAUGUGGAAAAGCAAAAUAACUUUUUGUGCUUUAGCAGAGAAACCUCAAAUUGCAGGAAUGCACAAAAGAUGAGACUUUGAAGUUUUUUCCUCUAGGGGAACUGUAUUAAGGGUUUGCAGAAUUGGACACAGUUUAAUACCCAAUUUAAUUACCCUGAGUAGCCUGUUGAUUUUAAUGGGACUGCUAGCAGAAUAGUGUGCUACUUGGUGUGAGUAAAAAUGGUAGGUUAAUGGAAUCUGGGUUGAGUCUAAUUCUUGACUGUUGGAGGAAAAGCAUCUUGCUGCAUGGAACUUCAGUGUGUCACUGAACAGCUCUUGGUAAACCAACAAUAACUAGAUUAUCAGAGGGAACUGGUAAUUUACCAUACUCUUGAAAUAGCAAUUGAGACUGGUAGGUCUGUGGAUUUGAAUAGAUGCUGAGAUGUUUUACAGCAACUACUGUUCAUUAUCAGCUUUUAGAUCUUGCACUUGGAGGGUAGAACACUGUGGAUCGCAACAGAGAGAUGAGCCUAUGAGCCAUGUUUGAAUAGUGUAGAUAAGGUGUCCAGAUGUCCCGAUUUUAUAGGGACAGUCCUGAUUUUUUGGGUCCUUUUCUUAUAUAGGCUCCUAUUUACCUCCCUCACUCCUGUCCUGAUUUUUCACACUUGCUGUCUGGUCACCCUAAGUGUAGAUGACAGCCAUUACUGUAUGUGGCUGAGGCUUAGUUUUGGUAGUGUUGUGUCAAUAUGUGUAGAAGUUGUUGUUUCAAUAGGGUACUUCAUACAAAAAAAAUUCUUUUUUUAAAUGAUAAAUUCUUAGUACAUGAAAGAGUCUGUAAAAAUGGAAACUCAAGUUCGUAAGUUAUUGGAGGUGUAAUGGGGGGGGGAAUAACUCGGUAUACAAAAAUGAACAAAUCUCUCUUUAUAUGCAGGAGUUUCUGACCUUAAAGUCUAGGAGCGUAAACAGUAAAAAGCUUCGAUGGGUUUGCCCUAUAUCUAGAUGGAUACACUAGGAAGAGAAGGGGGAUAAAGAAUUCAGGAAGCCUCUUCCCCUUUCUGUAGGGACAGAGUGGCUGUGGACCAAGAGCUUCUAUAUGUGUUUUCAGGGCCUGGCUAAAAUGCUCAGUUGGGCUCAGUGGCAUACUUGGGGUGUGUAGUCUGCCAUCUCUGGGAUGUCAACAGGCACUAUCCCCUACUAACUCCGCAUACAUUUCCAUCAACAACUGGCAUUAUAGGGUUUGAUUACUGGCCCUUGAUCUAGUUUUAACGAAUGUAUUACCACCUGCCUCUCACAGGUAGGCUGGCUCAGGGACCCUUCGCUUUACUGCCACUGCUUCAGUCCUUCUUACUCUUUCCCUAGAAUGCCUCACACAGUGCCAGAAGCAUAUAUCUUGCCUCCACCUAGAUAAACAGCAGACUGCCUAGUACAGUCUCUUCCCUAGUUCCUUUGCCCCAGAUGAGUUCUUUUCUACCAAGCCCACUUUACAUGUUUCCUGCACAAUGCCCAGUGCCACGUACGCUCACACUUAUGAUCUGUGCUAAAAUUUUAACCCUGUAACAACAUGUAUAUUCCCAAAGAACAAUAACUGUAUUAGGUCUGCACUUUUAGAGAUAAGUAGUUUCAGCCAGUUGGCAGUUUCAGCAUAUUGGCAUGUGUUUGAUCAUACUUUGGAUACUAAAAUACACAGUUUACUUAGCUCUAUCUUUUUAAAUUCAAAUUUUUUCAUACUAAAAGUCCAUAUUACACUAGUUCUAAAAGUUCAUUUCCAAUAGGGAUCAAUCUAGUCCUGUCACUAUGUAGCUUCACAGAAGUAAGACAACCUAUUGUUGGAUUAAUUAUGGUAAAGUGUUGUCGUCAUAGUUGGAAACUCAGUUGAUAAAAUGGCUGAAUUCUCUCCGUGUCUUCAUAAUUGAGGCCUGGUCUACACUAUAAACUUAAGUUGAUGAAAGCCACCUUUCGUAGACUUAAUAAUGCAUGUGUCUACACUACAGUAGAACCUCAGAGUUAUGAACUGACUGGUUAACCACAUAUCUCAUUUGGAACCAGAACUACACAUUCAGGCAGCAGCAGAGAUGCAGGGGGGGGGGAACCACCCAGUACAGUACUGAGUGUUUAAAUGUAAACCACAAAAAAAAAA